UUGAGUAGUGAUUCGCCUAUCAACAUGGCGAACAUGUUUGCGUACAGGUGGUCUUGGCUACCUCUUAGCCUGUUAUUUUAUUUGGAUUUAUCCCUUUUUCUUACUGUCCAGGCGAAACGAUUCGGUUCAGAUUCUAAGACCAUUCAUCUGCCAGAAACAGGGUCAGAUUUAUACAAUGUUGAUGAUAGAACUCGUAUAUUGAAAGUGGACCCGAAUUUCGACAAGAAUCGAGCGAUGUCGAUGCUCUCACCAGACGAGACAUUAUUUAAUAACGAUAAUGUUGGUGAUAAUAAAAUACGAAAGAAGCGUGAAGCAUCGUCGCCUUUUCUUACUAACAUGACUACAGAGGCACACCUGAAAGACAGCCAUCAGCUAAUGGUUGUGCACUGGGCAGGUAAAAAUAGCAGAGUGAUUGUAGCCUUAACUAAAGACUCCAAACCAACAGCCAAAGCAUCUUCCAGCAAUGUAUUCAUAUCAUAUAAUUAUGGCAAAGACUUUGAAAAUGUUAGCUACAAGUUGACAUCAGACAACAAUGUGUCAGCUAUUCACCAGUUUCAUAAUCACCCACGACAGAACAGCCAUUAUGUAUUUGUGGAUAUAACUUAUAACGUCACAUUUUUCACACGAGACUAUGGAAAGGCUUUCAUUAAGCAUCCUGUACCUUUUUGCCCCAGAGUAUUGGCUUUUCAUUCUACGAAUCCAGAAAUACUUGUUGGAAUGGAUGAUGAUGAUUCACAGAGAAAAUUAUAUUUAACAAAGAAUUUUGGAGAUUCUUGGACUCUAGUGCAAGAAAAUGUGAAAGCCUUCUUUUGGGGCCAAGGGAAAUAUGAUAAUCCCAACAAUAUCUACGUGGAACGGAUAGAACCCAAUGGUCACAGUACUGUUGUUCUUUCAACAAACUUUUUCUUAGGAAGUCAACAGGCCCUUAUAUCAGGAGUUGAAGAUUUUGAGAUCAAGGACAACUACAUGUUUGCUACAAAGAAAAUUCGUUAUUUUGGAUCAUCUCAUCCUUUUCAUCUCCAAUUAUGGGUUUCUCGCAAUGGUGGUGAAUUCAAACUGGCCCAGUUCUGGCCUCAAAUGAACAAUAUGGACUACUACAUAGCUGAUGCAUCUGAAGACCAAGUUUUUGUAUGUGUUAACCAUCAUAAUUAUCUGAGCAAUCUAUUUGUUUCUGAUGUCAACGGGAUCAAGUUCUCUUUAUCCCUUGAAAGAAUUAUAUACUUCAAGCCUAAAGGUCCAAAUAAAGACACAUGGCUAAGUGUUUAUGCAGAUAAAUCAUUUGCUGAUAUUCACAAAGUGAAAGGUGUACGUGGUGUUUAUAUUGCUUCACAAUUCAUGAACAACUCCUUUAAUGUUGAUAACCAAAUUAGCUUGAUAACAUUUAAUAAAGGGGGCACUUGGCGUCCUCUGUUGGCUCCUGAAAAAACCAGAGAUGGAACAGUUUUAAACUGCUCUGUUUCAUUUUACACUCACUGGUUUAGAAAGAAGUGGCUUCAUUGUUCUUUGCAUGUAAGCCAAGAACUUGAACAUCUUUAUCCCAAUAGUCAUUCUCAGCCAAUCCUCUCAAGAGAAUCAGCACCAGGACUUAUAAUUGCUGCUGGUACUGUUGGUAGUCGUAUCAAACAGUAUAACCAAAAUGUAUUCCUGUCAGUAGAUGCUGGCCUUACUUGGCAUGAGAUCUUACUGGACAAGCAUUAUUUCAUCUUUGGGGACCAUGGUGGACUUAUUGUGGCCAUUAAGCAGUCUGCACUUACAGACACAAUACUUUAUUCCUGGAACAAUGGUGAAACCUGGACAUCAUUAAAAUUUACUGACCGAAAGAUUUGGGUGUAUGGUUUAUUGACUGAACCAGGUGAAAAAACCACAGUGUUUUCAAUUUUUGGAUCAUAUGCAGAAAAACACGAGUGGCUAAUUGUUCAAGUCAAUCUGAGCUCUAUCUUCAAGUCUGUUUGCAGCAAGGAAGAUUACAAACAGUGGUCUUUGUCUGAUACUCUGAAAGAAACUGAAGGAAUCAGGGGGUGUCUAUUAGGAAGGAAAGAUAUCAUUGAAAAACGUGUCCCACAUGCAAAAUGUUACAAUGGAGAAGAAUACAUACGUCCAAUAAUUACAAAGAAUUGCACUUGUACAAGGGAAGAUUUUGAAUGUGAUUAUGGCUUUAAAUUAAGAUCUCGACACAGCCUGACCUGUGAAACUGAUCCCAAUUCAGACCUUGAUAUACAUAAAAUACCAAGUCCUUGCUAUCCUGGAACCUACUAUUCUUACACCAAAGGUUACCGUCGUAUUGCUGGUGAUAGCUGCAAAGGUGGAAUGGAGGCAAUAUAUGCCCCACAAAUGAAUUCUUGUCCAGUCAAAGAAAUUCCUGAAUUCCUUUUGUAUGCUCAACGCAAAAUGAUUCAUCGAUAUGAAUUUGGCUCCCAGAAAAAUGACAUCCUUGUACAAAGAGGCAUCCUUGAUGCUGUAGUUUUUGAUUUUGACAAAGAAGACAACUGUAUCUACUGGGGAGACUUGGCUCUGAACACUAUAACGAGACUCUGUUUAGAUGGAAACCAUAGCCUUGAGGUUCUUAUUGAAAAAGAUGUUUCUGGCAUUGAAGGAAUGGCCUUUGACUGGAGUUCUGGCAAUAUCUAUUGGAUUGAUUCUGGGGCUCGCAAGCUCGAAGUGGUGCAUAAAACUGGCCGUUUCAGGAGAACACUUCUUAGUGGAAGUGAAAACCUGGAUAAACCUCGAUCAAUUGCUCUUAAACCACACUAUGGCUACCUCUAUUGGACAGACUGGUCAUCAACUAACCCACGUAUAGUCAAAGCCAGUAUGGACUGCCGCAACAUCACCAAUAUAGUUGAGGGCAAAGAUAAUUUGGUUUGGCCCAAUGGCAUUACUAUUGAUCACCAGAUGGGACGAUUGUACUGGACAGAUGCCUUUCUGGAUCAAAUUGUCUCUUCAGAUUUAGAUGGCAAUGACCGAAAGGCCAUAGUAAAAGGCAAUGAAAUCCCACACCCCUAUGCUAUUGUGGUGUAUAAGGAAAAUAUUUACUGGACUGAUCUCAGCAAACAAGCUUUAUUGACUGCUAACAAAAAUAAUGGUUAUGGUGUAACUACAAUACUAACCAAUGUGACUGGUAUAACUGAUUUGAAGGUUGUCCAUCAAUUGGCUCAAAGUACUUCAAGUGCUUGUUCUUUCAAGAAUGGGAUGUGCUCACAGCUCUGUGUACCUCGACCUCAUCAUUUGCAUAUUGGACACAACAAUCGAACUUGUCUCUGUCAAAACCACAUUGGACAUAUUCUAAAGCCUUCUGGAGAUGAAGACUGUUAUUGUCCUCCAGGGGAAACUUACCAAAAUGGAAUUUGCAAACCAAACAACAAUACUUGCGAACCGCAUCAGUUUCAGUGUCACAACAGCCAAUGUGUCGCAGCUGCUGUGAAAUGUGACCACGAUCCUGAUUGUGUUGAUGGCAGUGAUGAACUUAACUGUGAAUAUCAUCCAUGUUCUGAAGGUAACUUCCGUUGUCCUAACAUGCAAUGCAUCCCACACCACUGGCUCUGUAACCAUGAAAAUGACUGCAGUGAUGGCUCUGAUGAGAAAAAUUGCACCUAUCCACCUUGUUCUUCUGCUGAAUUCACUUGCAAUAAUGGCCGCUGCAUUCCUUUGAAUUGGACGUGUGACUUUGAUGAUGACUGCCAUGAUUAUUCUGAUGAAGCUAACUGUGAAGAUGAAUUUAACCAGUGUUCUGAAGGUAAUUUCCAUUGCCCUAACAUGCAGUGUAUUCCAAGACAUUGGAUCUGUGAUCAUGAAAAUGACUGCAGUGAUGGUUCUGAUGAGAAAAAUUGCACUUACCCAUCAUGUUCUCCUAAUGAAUUCACAUGUAAGAAUGGCCGUUGUAUUCUUUUGAAUUGGACAUGUGAUUUUGAUGACGAUUGCCGUGAUUACUCUGAUGAAGCUAACUGUACAGAUGUUUACAAAACUACACAACCUGUUCCAACUACAACUAAGUCAAGUUCCUUGCCCAGAUGUAAUGGUGUAGAAUUCCAGUGUGACAAUGGCUUUUGUAUUUUUGCCAGUGAACGUUGUGAUGGCAUCAAUGACUGUGAUGAUAACUCAGAUGAAGAAAACUGUUUCCUUUCUCCUCCACCACCAAGCUGUAAAGCAGAUGAAUUUCAGUGCACUGCUGAUAGAAAGUGCAUCCUAACAAGGAUGCAAUGUGAUGGCCAUGUAGACUGCUCUGAUCGAAGUGAUGAAGAAUAUUGUCCAUCAGGCAAUGAACAUAAAUGUGAAGGAUUUUCAUUCCGCUGUACAAAUGGUAUGUGUAUUCACAUGUCAUGGACUUGUGAUGGUGAGAACGACUGCAAUGAUAAUUCUGAUGAAGAAAAUUGUCCAACCAUUGAAAAAUGUGGAGAAGGCAUGUUUCACUGCGUACAAUCCCCUGGCUGCAUUCCACAAAGCUCUAUUUGCAAUGGUAUCAAUGAAUGCAUUGAUCAUUCAGAUGAAAGGGAUUGUUACUACAACCACUCGAGUAACGGAUUUAACAGGCCUCCAAAGUCAUGUGCUGACUAUGAGUUCUUAUGUGAACCUGAUAGUGACAGGUGUUUACCUUACUGGAAAGCAUGUGACAGUCACAUUGAUUGUCUUAAUGGCCGGGAUGAAGAAUUUGGAAUGUGUAAAGAGGAAGUGCGUGUGCCUAAUCUGUGGUAUACCAAAGUGACCAGCAACAGUGUUUUACUUUCAUGGGAGGCAACCAAACAUUUCUCCAGCAAUAUAUCCUAUAUGCCAAGUAUUGUAGAUGUGCCAUCAAAUACAUGGCUGAACCGCAGCAUCACCAAGAAAACCAACUACAAUUUUACCAACCUAAAACCAGCAACCAUCUACUAUUUGUUUGUAUCUGUGAAGGUCGCCAAUGCCACCGGUAGCCGUAUCUACAGCCCUGUGCAUUUUGUUUCAGUGAAGACAAAUGAUGGCUUUCCUAGCAAACCUGUGCACUGUUCUGUCCACCAAGAUGGAAAUGGAGGUCUCAUUGCCAGUUGGAAGAAACCAAAUUAUCCAAGAGGAAAGCUUAUUUACUAUCUAGUUACCAUUGAAGACACAAGCAUUGGGAACCAAUACAGAAUUGGUGUCAAAGACACUAGUCAAUCAAACUAUUCAGUAACCCUGACUUCUCAGCCCUUAAUAAAGAAUCACACUUUUAUCAUAAAGAUUCUUGCUGCAACCAGUUCAGGUGAUGGUGUAGCCUGUGAAAAUAAUGUAACCUAUGACAGAGGUGGAGUGAUUAGUCCAGUUACAGGACUUACAAAGAAGUCUGAAAAUUAUCAAGUUACUCUCUCUUGGAAUCGGGUACCUAAGGCAAAAGCUUACAAAGUCAUAUAUCUUGAUAUAUGGAAUGCUGAACACCGCAUUGAUGUUCAGAAGGAAACUGUAACUAUUAAUAACUUGGCUCCUGGCUGCAAUUAUUUAAUCCGAGUCCAGGGUUACAAUGAUAUAUCAGCUGGUCCCCCUGUAGAGAUAUCUGUUCACACAAAAGGUAAAGAAAUUACAAUGCCCGAUAUUCUGGCAGCAAUAUUGGUAAAAAAUAAUUCUUUCAAUAUCACAUGGAUUGGACCAAGCCUUGGUCAUCACCAGCGGUUUGCCAUUUUCUAUGACACAAUUCCUCGUCAUUUAGAGAAUUCUCACAUAAAAGAUGCAAGAUGGGUAGAAUACACAACAUCCCAGUUUAUGGUCUUACAGAACUUACAGGCGUGUGAAGCUUAUAUUGUAAAAGUUGCAGUGGUAAGAUCCAAGACAAUCCCUCUUAGCCAACUCAGUUCUGAAAUACUCUUCCAAACUUCAUCAGAUGUUCGAGCACCACCUAAAGAAGUGCAUGUGACUGAAGGCACCAAUAAGAGUUGUAUAAAUAUCACCUGGCAGCCACCAUGCUCAGAAGAAAAAAUUAAACAGGUAUACAUCAUCUAUAUCAAUGGCUCUAACUCAGUGUCACCACUGCCACCUACAGACAAGAAAUAUCUUUCAACUGAGAUCUGUAACUUCAGACGUGGUGCCACUUACAAUAUUUCCAUAGGUCUUAGCCAGUCUCGUCUUUCAAUACCAGUCUUAUGGCAAGUUGAACGAUACCCUGAGCCCAAUGCUGUGAAGGUGGUCGAUGAAGAUCCGGAUAAAUAUUAUUACAAAUUGAUAUGGAACAAAAUCAACAUACCAUCACAUUUGUUUACGGGCUAUCAAGUAGUCUACAAAGUUGGUGGUGAGAAAGAUUUUCAGCAGUACUGUGUUAUCAACAGUACAUCAGUCAGUUUGAAUAAACUUGCUAAAGGAUUCAUGUAUCAACUAAAAGUGCGACUGAAUAAAAUUGAAGGCUACUAUGGAAAAUUUAGUAGUGUAGCUUCCCUUGCCAUUCCUUUGACUGUGAAGGCCUCAAGUGUCAAUCUUGUUGCCAUCGUUGUACCCAUCAGUGUUGUGACUCUCAUCUUAGUCAUCUUAGGCAGUAUCCUCCUUGUUCUCUUUGUGCGACAUAAACGCCUCCAACGCAGCUUCCUUGCCUAUGCCAGUAGUCAUUAUGAUCCUCGAUCAGAACGAACGACCUUUAAUUCUGCAGAAUAUCUAGGAGAAGACGAAGAUUCUCCAAUGAUAACAGGAUUUUCUGAUGAUGAACCGUUAGUGAUAGCAUAGAAUGGCUAUAGAAUGGAGCAGAAUAGCCAUGGUAACAAUCUGCUGCCACUGGCAGACUUACUUAGAAUGUCUGCAGAACACAUUUACUGAGCAACAAUAACAGUAUAUUAGAAUUGGCUAUCCACACACCAAACACACACACAUAUAUAUAUGCAAUUACAAACAGGCAUACAUACAUCCAUCAGUCAUAAACAAACACACUCUUACAUAUGUAUUCACACUGAUAUACAUUUUACACUCAUUGGAGUUGGCCAUAAUUCUGAGUGUAUUUCCUAUGUGAUAUUGUUGUCCACUUGACUUGGGCUUGCUCCCUUCCUGCAGCUAAAAAAGACUCCCUUUUGGUCAAUAUGUUGGCUGGCUUUUAAAUAGAUCAGUUCCACUUUUCCCUUACACACAAGCACACACACUCACCAUACAUCUAUACAUGCCAUCCUACAAACAUCAGAAUUCUUAAUUAACAGCUAUUUAACAUGCUGCUAAACUUCACUGAGAUCAUUUGACUGUUGUUAUACAUUCCUAUUACACAUUCCUUUUUAUUUUUGGAUUGGCAGAGAUGUUAAAGCAUCGUUAAGAAAUGCCUUCUGGCAUUUCUUCCAGCUCUACAUUCUGAGUUCAAAUCCCAUUAAGGCCAACCUUGCGUUUCACCUCUCUAGGGUUGUAAAAUAAAGUACUAGUCAAGCACUGGGAUUGAUGGAAUCGACAACCCCAUUCCUCAAAAUUGGUGGCCUUGUGCCUAAAUCAGAAAUCAUCAUCAUUAUUAUUAUUAUUAUUAUUAUUAUUAUUACAUGGGGGAACAAACUGAAUAGAAACUGGAGAAAAAUGAAAGAAUAAAAAAUAACAAUGUAAAAUUACCUUCCAUUUGUAUAUUUUGUGACAAAAUUUAACAUGUUCUUGAAAUUUUUUUUUUUUUUGGCUCCUAUGCAUGGAGAUGAAAUCUUCACACAAAAAUUAUAAAUAUUCUAAAAAAAGACUUUUCAUAUAUUUAGCUUUAACUCUACAUAAAGAUAUUUCAUUUUGUUUCCCUUCAGUAAAAUCUCCAUGGCCCUAAAAAAAACAAUGAGGUUUUUUUUUUUACAAUUUAGCAUAUAUUACUUUUUAAUAUUUUAAUCUUUAUUUUCAUUUAUACUGUAUAUUAGUUCGUUUGUUUUAACUGCUUAUGUUUGACACCAUAUUCACUUUGUAGUUUGUCAAAAUAUUGAUUGUUUUAACAUAUCGAAAAGAGAGAGGAAUGAAAUGAGAACCUUUAAACCACACAUGUAUAUACAUACCACUCUCUCUUUCUCUCUCUCAUAGAUAAAUACAUAUCAGUACAUACUUAAUAUAUAUAUAUUAUAUAUAUAUAUAUAUAUAUAUAUAUAUACACACACAAAACAAAACAACAUACAUACAAACACAUUUAUAGCUAAAUAAUUAUUAACACAUAAGCUACAUACACAAAAACUUAAUUUACUUUCUCUUUGAAAAUUCUCUAAAGUAAGUAUAUUCCAUACAAGAUCUUUAUUUUAUGGAAGUAAUAUAUUUCUGUUGUGAAUAUACUGAUUUAUUUCAUCCAUCUACCCAUUCCUACCAAAAUUUAUCUAAUAUCCUACGAUACUUGGGAGUGUUGUAUCAUUCCCAGUGUUCUGUUCUUGAUGAAAAUUCUUCAAAUGCCAAACAUAAACUGUUAUAAAUCAGACAUUAUUUCUCGGUGAGCUGAGUUUGCCAUCCAGUUUUAAUUCCCGGUUGUAGCUAUUUCAUUUUGUUGUUAGUUGUUAAUGCCUUUGGGAAAAAGCAUCAGCUUCUCAGAACCUUGUUUCCCCUGUUUUACAAAUAAUUCUGUGAUUAGUAUGUAUGUAAGAAAUCAACAGUUGUUUCUAUUUACAUAUGUUAGUGUCUGAUGACUUAGCUUGGUCCAAAUGUAUUAAUUCCUAUUCCUGUUUUCAUUACUCCUCAUUUUUCAGAAGCUAGUUUAACAGGAGAUAGACACAAUGCUACUAUUAGUUUUUCUCACUGUUCUUUUAUCUUGCCAGGGUUUUUAAAUUUCAAGUCUUAAAUGCAUUUUACUAUUAAAAGAAAUACUAAAAUAAAACAUUACUACUUCAUAGUAAGAAUUUGUUCAGGACUGUGUGUGUACAUGUGUAUAUCUGUGUACAUACUAUCAAUAGAUUUCCCUUUAUCGCAAGCAUUUUCAAAUGAGAAUGAAUCUCUUUCAGCUAAACAAAUUGUAACAUACACACUUUU
Messenger RNA from Octopus sinensis (East Asian common octopus), 8868 nucleotides. Its product is annotated as sortilin-related receptor. Gene Ontology annotation, molecular function: protein binding. The record is from RefSeq and is a predicted model, not a curated record. Lineage: Eukaryota; Metazoa; Mollusca; Cephalopoda; Octopoda; Octopodidae. Bases 25 to 6648 code for a protein of 2207 amino acids. Gene Ontology annotation, cellular component: membrane; Golgi apparatus. The transcript has 43 exons. Gene Ontology annotation, biological process: post-Golgi vesicle-mediated transport.